Molecule: messenger RNA, 2506 nt
Organism: Triplophysa dalaica
Lineage: Eukaryota; Metazoa; Chordata; Actinopteri; Cypriniformes; Nemacheilidae
Gene: stc1l
Product: stanniocalcin 1, like
Exons: 4
Coding region: 1365-2126 (253 amino acids)
Biological process (GO): intracellular calcium ion homeostasis
Cellular component (GO): extracellular region
Molecular function (GO): hormone activity
Source: RefSeq, a predicted model, not a curated record
CUGUCUUUUUCCUCUGUAGGCCUACGUAAAAUAAUCGUUGUGCAUUUGUGUCACACAAUCUUCUGAGAGCUUCAUAAUUAUAGGAAAAUAAACCCAAGGCCUGAGGUGUAUGAUUGUGAUAAUUACGCGACUCCUUGCUAUUUUAGGAAGAUGUGGGUGUGUUUUCCUGGCAAUAAUAAACAGGUUUUUUUUGGGUGUCUGUGUGAACAAAAGUAAUUAAAUUCACAUAGCUGCCUCUUUACACCCCCCAGCCGCCACAAAUCAACAAGUGCUUUGAUCACUAUCAGUAUCAUUAACCCUUUAAGGGAAAUGUGGAAAUGUCCUGUGGCAAUUGAAAUCGUCAUGGAAAACACAUCACCACAUCACCUCCUCUUUACGACAUUCACGAUCAAACACUGAUACAAACCGUCUGAGGUGAUCAAAACACAUCGUAUUGAUGAGAACGGAUGUUUAUUCGAGCAGGGGACCAGUUAUGAUAAGCUCCAUUUUUUAGCAAAGCCCCUUUGGCAUUACUGGUAUUGCUCAUAUCAAUAAGGUGUCAGAAACUCCCUGAACCCAGUUUGGAACUAAACCAGUUUUGAACCGUUUGGAUGUCCUAAAAAAACUGGAGCACUAUAACAUGAAAUCUUAACCCAACAUAUUUAGUUAUUUUCUAUUUCUAUUAAUUUAACAAUUAAAAAAUUCAAACCUGCAUAUCUAAUAAACAAUGAUCGGAAAAUGUGAAAAUUCUAAAAAGUUUUUAAAAGUUCAUAAUUUUUUAAAGGAAUAAUUUUGCUCCUAAAUGGUAUGUUCUGAGUUUACACAAAUUUGGCUCACUAAUGAAUUGAAUUAAGUCAUUUAGAAAAUCUUACUCACAGAUAAGUAUGAACUGAAAAUUAAAACAAAACAAGAAAAAUGUGAUUAUAUAACAAGAAAAAUUCUUGCCCAAGCAGAAUAUCUGAAUGUCCCCCCAGUCUAUUAUUUUUUAGUUUAAUGAACUGUUCAAUUAAACAUUCUUUAAAAUAAAUAAAACAAUGACGUCACAGUUUAUAAAUGUUUUAAAUGAGCAGCAUCAGAGAUCAGACGUGACGGAAUUUAAAUAAAGAAAAAAAAAAUGUUUAACCCGAGAUAAAAAUCAUUCCCGUCGUGAAGGCAUUAAUCUCAGUCCAUGAAUAUUUAUGAAGAGAUGGAAAGUUUGAGGUUUCAGUUCCCGCGUUCUGAUUGGUGACGGUGGGAUUUAAUGAGCCGUUGAGCUCAGCUGAAUACUUGUAUAAAGCAGAGGCUGUUAUCAACCUGCAACACAAACCCAAAGGACCAGCUCAGACAGGCACAAGAAUCAGCAAACUUCUCUGAAUCGCUUGUUUCAGCACACAGGACUGACUGAAAUGGCCGGUGACAUGCUACUGAAAAGUGGAUUUCUUCUGCUGCUUGUCUUGCUUGCAUCAGCGUUUGAAACUGACCAAGGAGCUGCACAACCAAGACGAGCCCGGUUCUCAGCCAACAGCCCAACUGAUGUUGCCCGCUGCUUGAACGGCGCGCUUCAGGUGGGCUGUGGGACCUUCGCAUGUCUUGAGAAUUCUACCUGCGACACUGAUGGCAUGCACGAAAUCUGCAACGCCUUCCUCCACACUGCUGCAAUCUUCAACACGGAGGGUAAGACCUUCGUGAAAGAGAGCAUCAGGUGCAUGGCUAAUGCCAUCACAGCGAAAGUUUUCCAGACCAUCAGACGUUGUUCCACCUUCCAGAAGAUGAUCGCUGAAGUGCAGGAAGAAUGCUACAAGAAGCUGGACCUCUGUGAAGUGGCCCGAACCAACCCUGAGGCCAUCGGGGAUGUGGUCCAGGUGCCCAGCACCUUUCCCAACAGGUACUACAGCACGCUUCUGCAGAGCUUAUUGGAAUGCGACGAUGACACUGUGGAGGUGGUGCGUGCCGGGUUGGUGUCCAGAUUGGGACCUGACAUGGCCACCCUCUUCCAGCUGCUGCAGAACAAACCCUGUCCAUCCGAACCAGCCGCAGCCGGGCCUAUUGGGAUGGAGGGUCACAGUGCCUUCCGUUGGCCCCCCAUGUUCAAGAUCCAGCCCAACCUCCGCAACAGGGACCCCAAUCACCUCUUCGCCAGGAAGCGCUCUGUCGAAGGAAGUUCUUAGAGUGCACGUUCAGUCACAACUCCGUAUUUGCAGACUCCUGCGUACCGUAUGCGUAUAACUGGAAGAUAGUGUUUAGGGAUAAGGGCAUAAGAAUGAGUUUAGUUCAAUAAAAAUUGUUGAUUCCCAUUUAAUUGCGUAAAAAUAUCUUACUUCUAUAAUGAAAUGUUUGAUGCACAGAAUAUGAUGGAAAAAGGAGACCUGACACGUUAACCAACCGCUAGUGGCAGGAGAAAACUAUUUAUUAGUGUUCCUUCUGUAUAAUUGAUAUUUAUUUUUCCUACCAAAUGUAAUUUAUAUAGUUUACGAUUGUAAAGUUGUAUUGUUCCAAGAUUCUUUAUUCUUUAAGAGAGACUGAGAAACUAGAUUUUUAUGGAGAGAAA